Molecule: messenger RNA, 825 nt
Organism: Strongylus vulgaris
Lineage: Eukaryota; Metazoa; Nematoda; Chromadorea; Rhabditida; Strongylidae
Source: the annotation of a GenBank genome assembly
AUGACGACUGACCAUAAGCAUACGGCGAAUCGCAGAAUUUAUACUGGACGGCGCCCGAUGGCUCUCUUGAAGGAGUUGCUCGAAGAAACUGAGAAGCAAAGGCUGUGCUUUUUUUGCGGACGAUACGUAGAUGCGAAUACACUACAGCGAACAUUUCGGAGGAAGCACUACAGUGCUGUACUGCUCUCAUCCCUCAUUUUGUCUAAUAAAGUCGAUCUCGAUAAGGCUAGAAGAUGUUAUGAAGCUUUUGUAAGAGCGGAACGCCAUAUCUGUUUGCAACAUAUAGUUGACGCUGGUCAAUUCAUCGCCUCAGAGAUGGGUUUAACUACUGGCUUUACAACCUACUUGAAUGAACCUCUGGUGUCGUAUGUUGGGACGGACAUCCCUUUUCAUCUAAUUGAUAAGCUUGAUAAAAAUGCAAAGAACUUUGAUGGUCAAUUCAUCGCCUCAGAGAUGGGUUUAACUACUGGCUUUACAACCUACUUGAAUGAACCUCUGGUGUCGUAUGUUGGGACGGACAUCCCUUUUCAUCUAAUUGAUAAGCUUGAUAAAAAUGCAAAGAAUUUUGAUGUAAAACUGGUCGUCACAGCGAAAAGAGUCAGCGACUUUUUGAAUUUUUGUCUAACACUCUAUCCUGUGAAUGGGUUCCGCCCAGUUCUAAAUGUCCAGCAAAACCGCACAGCACCGUUAGGGGAACCUUUGCCGGAUGGCGACAAGGAGUCCAGCGCAUAUGAAAUGAUUGAUGCAGAUCUUGAUCAUUCAUCUGAGAACUCAGCUGAACUGCAUUUUGAGGAACUAUUCCGCUCAUCCAAGGAUGUCAAAGAA